ACAAAAUAUAAUGUACAACAUUUCUAACUUCUUCUUUAGUUAGGCUUUAGUUCUCCUUUAAAAUCUAAUUGCUGCUGUGUGGAUUAAAGGAGUGAAUGGGGCCCUCCAUACAACAUAUUUCCUAAGCAGAAACCUUAUGUAUUUGAUCUCAUGGACCCAGAAAAGGCCACAACCCCUGCAGUAACGCCCCUGAUACACAUGUAGGGCAGAGUACGGGCCAACAAGGUGGACGCAACAGAAGUGAAUCAUUCAUUGGCCGCCCAAGUUUCCAUUGAGUUGUGUUUGAAGAGACUUUGCAUGGAGCGAGAGGGAAGCAGGUGCAGGAGAGGAGUCGGUGGUGCAUGUCCCCUGCUUGUUUAUUAAAUCAUUAGGAUUCAUUUGCAUCUGUAAUUACUGCCAUUAGUUCAGGGCCAGGAUAUGCUUUUCCCCUGUAUUGCCUCCCCGGGGGUGAAUUGUAGAGGAUCUCAUUCUAACAAACUGUGCUGAUGCACCUGGACCAGCGACCAGGAGUCUGUGUAUUGGACAAGCAUGAAGGUCUCGUUUGUGGGCAUAAUCUUCUGCCUGGGGAUACUCAGAUCAAGUUUCUGCUCCUGGAGCUAUAACCACUGGAAGGCCAAGAGCAGCCAUGAAGAGGAGGAGAACGAUUUUGAAGAUAAAAGAGUCAGACGACAGGCAUCCAGCCAGCCCAUGUACGAGUAUGUACUGUACACGCAUCUCCUUAUUCAGGGAUUCUCCAUUGCCGAAGCAGAAAGCCAUUUGUUGAACUCAACGAUGAUGCCCUAUAAAAUAUCCCUCAAUGAUACCAAGUCUGUGAACAUUGAGAACCUACAGAUCACUACAGAGUGCAACAUUACAAAUAUCGGAAGGUCCUGUGUGUGCAAAGCUGGAUUCCAAUGGAACAUUACAACCUGUUACAUGUAUCCAACAUGUGCCGGUUAUCCUUUCUGUUCCUGCCUAAUAGUGGCAAAUCGCAGUGUUCCAUUUUGUGAGUUGCCAUGUGAACCUCGUAACUCUACAGUUGCUCUUUAUGGAAUAUUUACACUUAAUCAAAAAUAUACAAGUUACCUGCAAGACUCCAGCACCUCAGCAUAUCAGACACUAGAAAAUAAUAUUACUACAGCUCUCGUAUUUGCCUAUUCAGGAAUAUGUUCCCCUUUGAACGUGUCUAUAUCUGGAUUCAGCAAUGCAGGCGGCAUAACUGCAUAUUACCAGAUGUUGUUGGGAGGUCCAGUAACCACAAGCAACCUCACGGCAAGUGGCACGACGGCAGUUCAGCUUCUUCAAAAUGCGAUUAAUUCCACCGUUACUGUAGCAGGAGUGUCUUCCAUUGAACCCCAGCAACUCAGAGUGAACGUGUGGAGUCCAAUUUUGCUGACAUGUACAAUAAAUGAAACAAUGGAUGCAGUGAAUUGGACUUUGAUAACAAAUAGCAGCAGGGAUAUGAUUUUCAGUGCUGGAGGAAAUGUACUUAUCUCAACAUCGUAUUCUCCAGGCAUGACUACCUCAACUCUCUCAAUCGCCAGAGCAGAUCAGUGGUCGAUCGGAACAUAUCUCUGCCAGUUUUCCCGGGAAGGUCUACUUUAUAAUGCUACUGCCCAAGUUAAUGUUUCCUUGCUCCCAUCUGAGAUCAUCCUCAACCCAGUCCAAUUAAGUUUCCGUUCCUCUGCUGGAAAUAGUGUACAACUGCAAUGCUGUGCUAAAAUUGAUGGGGAAGUCUACGGAGUAACAUGGACAUACAAUGGAACAACAGUAAAUGCAUCUCCUGCAGGUACACAGACCGAUUUACAGUGUUACACGUUGAAUGCAGGCGUUCCCUCUACAGACACCAAUUACAACUGCACAUUUAGCAACAGCGACGGACAAACAAAAUCGGCCAUUAUUCCCGUCACCAUAAUAAAAGACGCAGAACAAUUUUGCCCGCAAACGAACACAAGCGAUGGCAUUAUUUGGGGUAUAACAAGAGCUGGGUUACAGGCCACUGUCUACUGUGCCCCUGGAAAAUCAGGAACGCAGACAAGAAACUGUUCUGCUAAUGGAGAGUGGAUGGAGGUGCAAGAUAACUGCAUUAGUCUGAUUCUCUGGGAAGCACUGAAUGAUGCCCAGGCAUUAGAAAAUGGCCUUGGAAACCUGCAAGAAAAGGUACCGGCAAUACUGACUACCAUAUCUGACCCUUCAGCAGUAUCAGUUAACAAUCCUGCGGGAGUGACCGGCCUGGUGUCCAUACUGGGAAUCAUCUCAAAUGUUUCUGCAAACAUGGACAUGGCGUUUGGUGCCAGUGUUGUAACUGACUUCCUGGCAGUUGCAAGCAACCUCUCAGAUCCCAGCUUGUCAUCACUAUGGAAGACCAGUAGAAGCCCUGCUGCUUCCAAUAUGAUGAAGUCAGUGGAGCAGUUUAGCACUCUGCUUAAGGCAGACAGCCAUACAUUUGACAUUCCUCUACAGAAUAUCCAGCUGAAGGGAAGCUCCUAUGGAAACAUGAGCAUUAUUGAUGACUAUGCAAAGACAUUCGAUGGUGUCCAUGGAGUAAGCACAUUCAUAAAUAAAGAGACAAUCGCCGCCAUGUUGGCUACAGAUAACUUCACUGUUACUAGUCUGGUGUUCAACACCAUUGGAGAUCUGUUGCCCAACAGCACCACGGGAGAAUUUAAAGGCACUCAGUUAAAUAGUGUCAUUCAGUCUACUUCAAUAAAAUCAGCAGGCUCUACCAAUUUGUCUGGUGAAAUUCAUAUGAACUUUACUACUAACUUCUCAGGCAGUAAUUAUGGGCAACACUGUGCCUUUUGGGACUUCUCCCAACCUAGUGCUGGUGGUGGGUGGUCAGACCAGGGAUGCACAACCAACGUUAAGGACAAUAUGACAAUCUGCACAUGCAAUCACUUGACCUCCUUUGCCGUGCUGAUGUCCAUUAAUGCUGAACCCUUGUUUUUAAUUGAUGAGCUCACGUAUGCUGGCCUGACGGCUUCCAUACUAUCUCUGUGUGUGUGUAUCAUUACAGAAUGCUUAGUGUGGAAGUCUGUUGUUAGAAACAACAUCUCUUAUUUUCGACACAUCUCUUUAUUCAACAUUGCGGUUUCCUUGUUGUUUGCCGACAUUUUUUUCUUCUCUGCCACUUUCCCAUCAGUGAAAAACUACAAGUUCAUCUGCCUUGCGAUAACUUUCCUGAAUCACUUCUUCUACCUGGCUCUUUUUUUCUGGACUUUUUGCCAGAGUGUGAUGCUUCUCCAUCAGCUUCUGUUUGUUUUCCACCACCUUCGAAAGAAAAUAUUUGUUUCACUUUCGCUUUUUGUGGGGUAUUUUAUCCCUGCCUUAAUAGCCACCGGCACCUUUUUAUAUUUCUACCCUAAACAAACUUACCUUCACCAAAGUGUGUGCUGGCUGAAUCCUGAAAGUGGACCCAUUUAUACAUUCGCCAUUCCUGCUGGAUCUAUCAUUAUGUUUAAUUUCAUGACCUUGAUGGUGGUAAUAUCCAAGUUAUCUCGACCUUCUGUGUCAGAAGCACAGCGUCCAGAAGAAAAAGAAACGGCCAAAAGCAUCAUGAAGGCAGUGCUGGUGUUGACACCUGUCUUCGGUUUAACUUGGAGCUUUGGAUUUGCUUUACUCAAGGACCUUGAUUCUAUAACCAGGCAGAUUUUCACCUACGGAUUUGCUGGACUGAAUGCUUUUCAGGGCUUCUUUAUCUUUAUAACAUGCCUCACAGAAAAAAAAGUGCGGGAGGCUCUGACCAAUAAGGUUUCUUCACGUCCCACGUCAUCGACAAUGUCAUCAAUGUCUAAAUCUGAAAUUCCAACAAAAAUAUGCACAGUAUCCACCAUCAGUAAAGACAAGUAAAGGCGUGUGUUUGGUCACAUUCUAUCCAGCUCUGAAACUCCAUCAAGCAACCACGAGUAUAUCCGAAAUACUGUAUACCCUCACUAUACUAUACACUAUAUGAUAUACCCUAUAUUUUUUUUAAUAAAGAAAUGUUUUUGAAUUAUAUUCUAUUAGAUAAGACAAGGAAAUAACAAUUUAGACCAGAGAUGGACAAUCUUGGUCUCAGCAGAUGUUGUUCAACAAAAACUUCCAGUGAUAGUAGCUAAAUCUGACUGACGUCUAGAGACCUGAAACCCAACACUGCUCUAGAUUAUAUUACUACAGGUAUGGGAUCCAUUUAUCCAAAGUAUUUCCUUUUUCUCUGUAAUAAUAAAACAGUAGAUUGUACUUCAUCCCAACUAAGAGAUAUAAUUAAUCCUUAUUAGAAGCAAAACCAG
Xenopus laevis (African clawed frog) is the source of this 4247-nucleotide messenger RNA. RefSeq names its product adhesion G-protein coupled receptor F3 (gene adgrf5.L). The coding region runs from base 529 to 3828 and encodes 1099 amino acids. The record is from RefSeq and is a predicted model, not a curated record. The transcript has 18 exons. Lineage: Eukaryota; Metazoa; Chordata; Amphibia; Anura; Pipidae.